Molecule: messenger RNA, 1398 nt
Organism: Naegleria fowleri
Lineage: Eukaryota; Heterolobosea; Eutetramitea; Acrasida; Naegleriidae
Exons: 1
Coding region: 1-1398 (465 amino acids)
Source: RefSeq, a predicted model, not a curated record
AUGACUUCACUCGAUUUUGCUGCAAGCAAUCAUUUAGCAACAGGUUCGAAUGGGUUAUCAUCCUUCGAUUUCGAUUCAUCAACACCCAUACAUUCCGUGUCGAAUCACAUUUUCGAUAGCUCUUCCUCUACUUCGACUCAUCCUCCAUCCUCAUCGACGACCACUGGUGUUGUAGCCUCCUCAACCUCCACUGCCACCACCACCACCUUCGAAGAUACUCUCUAUUCUCCCAUUUCUGAAAAGGAAGGCAACAAGUACUACAAAGGAUUCAAACGCACCCAUAAAUCACAGAAUGGUCAAGUGUUGAGAGAGCAAAUGUUUUGGAUUGGCGAUUUUAUUCAAUUCUCCAUUGUCAGCAAUCCCAAUGAACCUCCAAAUGUUCAUGAAGGUAGAAUUUUAAGUAUUUAUACAUGUACUUUAUUUCCAAAUAUCAAAAAGUGUAAAGUACAAAUGCUUCACACUCAACCACAACUCAAGGGAGAAUUGGGUCUUCUCGGAAUGGACUCAUUACCAAAAGAAAAUUCAGCACGACGUUUUAUGACCAAUUCAGAAGGUGAAAUAUUUCUUCAUACCAUUAUUGGAAGAGUAUUUGUGGUGAGAGAUGCCAAAGAAUUGAAAGAACGAUGUGGAUUUUAUGUGAAGGAUGAUCCUCAUGUGAAUACCUUGGAUCAAGAUUGUUAUUCAAUGACUCGGUUAUUCAAUUCCAAUCCAAACUCGAACUCGACGUCGAUUCUGAAUCCUAAUACUCAUUCAAAUCCUAAUAAUAGUAAUAAUAGUAGUAGUAGUAAUGUGGUUCAACUUCGACCUCAAAUUUCCAUUUCUGAUUCCACACCUCAUUUAACCUUCUCAUGGACCAUGAAAGAUUUCAAAACAUCUUCAACCUCACUCUAUAAUUAUUAUACAUCCUGUGUGAUCCGUGGAGAGAGCCAUACAACUCCUAAUAAUACUCAUAGCAGUGGUGGUGGUGGUGGUAGUUGCCAUGGAAUGGUCCUUCUCUCUGUUGGAAAUGUUUGUACUUUGGAGGUGAGAUCAUCUUGCGCAACAACAACAACAACAGCAACACCACCAUUCAUGAAUCAAUCCUCUUCUCUCACUUCAAUGCUUCCAUCAUCUCAAACAACCUCAGCAACAACCUCAGCAACAACCUCAACAACAACACCAUCCAUUCAUCCUGUAAAGAUAUUGAUGGGACGUAUUUCUAAAAUGUUUGAAGAAAAGUCCAAUACUUUUGCCAAGUAUUUUGCGAUUGAGGAAAUUCAAGUGAAUAGUAGCAGCAGUAGUAGUGGUGGUAGUAGUAACAAUGGUUCGAAUCGAAAAGUAUCUAUGAUGAGUUAUACGGGUUGUGUAAAGACAGUCUCCAUUCAUGAUAUCCUCUCUGUAAAGAAGCAAUUGUUAUAA